This is a messenger RNA of Oncorhynchus tshawytscha (Chinook salmon), 601 nucleotides long. RefSeq names its product protein S100-A1. Lineage: Eukaryota; Metazoa; Chordata; Actinopteri; Salmoniformes; Salmonidae. The record is from RefSeq and is a predicted model, not a curated record. Gene Ontology annotation, molecular function: calcium ion binding. Gene Ontology annotation, cellular component: cytoplasm. Bases 242 to 586 code for a protein of 114 amino acids. The transcript is spliced from 3 exons.
CAGUUUGAUGGGCCAUACUAUUUACUGAUUGACAUAAUGUAGUCUAUCUACACCUAAACCUUUUCAUGUUUCAUUUGUAGGCUAUACUGUUUUUGUUUUAGAACUCUGUUAGACCUACAAACGUUUUUCUCUGCCGGUUCAUGUCAUUUUAUAGGCAUUACUCACCAAUUAUCAUCAGCCUGAUUUCUUUACACUGAACUGUUGCAAAACCAGAGGAAGUCUACACAGCUAGAUAUGUUGGAUGUUCCCAAAAGAAAAGGGUGUGUCAAUAUCUGCAGCCAUGCCGUCUGAGUUGGAGCGUUCCAUGGAGUCCCUGAUCAUGGUGUUCCAUCGCUAUGCUGAAAAGGAUGGUGACGGCAACACACUGAGCAAGAAGGAGCUCAAAGAGCUGAUGAAGACAGAACUGGCCAGCUUCCUGAAGUCCCAGAAGGACCCAGCCGCCAUAGACAAGAUCAUGAAGAAUCUGGACCAGAAUGGUGAUGGGAAGGUGAGCUUCGAAGAGUUUGUCUCCCUGGUGGUGGACCUCUCCAUCGCCUGUGAACAGAUCUACCAGCUCCACAUCAUGAAGGCUGCCGCUAAGAAGUGAGGGAGGACAGGACAA